Anastrepha obliqua is the source of this 12668-nucleotide messenger RNA. It is a transcript of the gene Ten-m, whose product is annotated as teneurin-m. Gene Ontology annotation, biological process: motor neuron axon guidance. NCBI's taxonomy places the organism in Eukaryota, Metazoa, Arthropoda, Insecta, Diptera, Tephritidae. The coding region runs from base 1 to 12522 and encodes 4173 amino acids. The transcript has 11 exons. The record is from RefSeq and is a predicted model, not a curated record.
AUGUUGAGCCAAGCAUGGGGGAAAUUGCUCCCUGAAACGAUCGCUAAAUGCUGGAAAAGCGUAUUGGGUAAAAGCCCAACAGUUGACGUGAUUAUUGAAUCUAAUCCAGACGAUAUGCCAUUGGAUAUCGAAAUUGACGACCCCCUUCUUGUUGGAGGAUUACAACGGUUAAAUGAGAUGGUCGAAAACUAUGUGGGUGAAGCAGACACAGAUGAAAUCCGCAAUUGGGUUUUGGAAUUAGGAAUAGAUGAAGGCUAUCUCCUUGAAGGAGUUACGCCAUCGGCACCACCGGAUGUCCCACCAAGGAAUCCAACAAUGAAUCGCAUGAAUAAUGGCCGUUUAGUCCCUGGUAACCCAAAUGAUUUGGGCGUUGAUUUCGAGCCAUCGUGUUUGGUGCGAACCCCAUCGGGCAACGUCUACAUUCCAAGUGGAAAUUUAAAUAUCAACAAAGGUUCACCCAUCGAUUAUAAAAGCGGCUCCGCCUGCUCAACACCCACAAAAGACACACUAAAAGGUUACGAGCGCAGCACGAAUAAUUGCAUGGGACCUGUGCUUCCACCGCGCAGCGUUAUGAGCGGCCUGCCAGCGCAUCACUACUCGACACCGAUGAACUUCCGCAAAGGUUUGGCGGCGCGCUGGCACCGCUGGCGUUGUGCGCUCAAUAUUUGCUUGGCGGUUUUUGCGUUACUCGGCUUGAUUUCAAUAGUUCUUUAUGUAUCCGGAGUGCUACAUUUAUCCAUCGACGAACCACGCACAAUUCUAGUCGGCAAUGAGGCAUCCGAAGUGACGGCCGCCAAAAGCACUAAUACGGAUCUGACGAAAUUUGGACAACCCACCACGGUCACUGCAUCAACGGCAACCUCAUCCCUCUCAUCGAUUUCGGCAUCACAAGCGGCAGCUUCAGCGGCGGCUUCAGCGGCAGCAAACGGUAGCGGUGGUACGAUUGGUGGCGGCAGCGGCAGUGGCGUUGGUGGUGGCACCUCACCAUCAUCGACUGCCUACCAAUCGCCAGCAUCGGCGUCAUCAGCUGUAGCUGCUAUGGGCACGCCAGGAGCAGUAGCGUCUUCACCCUCGUCAUCUCUAUCCUCUUCGCUGGCAAAUGUCAAUAAUGGAGACAUCGGAAAUGAAGUGCUGCCAACGGCAGAUAUACGCGCCCCUUCGCCAUAUCAUAAACGCGGGUACGCGCAUAACGUACAUAAAUGGAAGUACUCAACAAAGGAUGCGAUGACAGCAGCUGCGACUCACCUGUCAACUGUCGCACAGCGAAAUGGACGACGACAACAAAUCUCGAGCAGUGAUGGGAAGGUAGUGGUAGUGGCGACUAGCGGUGACAAGUGGCAAAAACACAAGCAAUAUACAAAUCCGCAACAAAAACAACAGCAUGCACAACAACAAAAACUUCAAACGCCACCACUCCAUCGCCAACAACACGGCGCGCGCAAGAAGCGCUAUCGACGAAGUUUAAUGACAAACCAAAGUUUCGCUAGCAUCGACUUAAUUACAAGAACGCACGAGAGGUAUGAUGAAAUGAAUGCCAACAACAACAACAGCAAUAAACACAAUUGGGAGAACAGCAACAGCUUAAAUGUUGAAAAUACAAAGGACAGCGGCGUUGGCUGCAGCCGUGGCCGAGACCGAGGCCGUGGCGGUGAUGAUGCGCCCACUGACUGCAAUAGAGAGGUCGCUAACAGCUUUGAUGUUGUUGAAAAGACAAUGCACAAGGCGCUCGAAUUGGAGUUGGGCGAGCAGGUGAUUGAGUUGGCAGCGCACCAACGUACAGAUGGCGGCGUGUUUACAGAUGUGACUGCGCGUGCUACAAAUCGUAAAGCAGACGAACCAAAGGCGCACAGUUUUGAAUUUCCGUUACAACCAAACUUACAACAAAGCGACAAAGCAGCAGGUACUGAGGGUGAAAAUUUAAUGCCGUUGACCGAAGUGACUAGAAUGUCUGUUGGCUGCGCAACAGCAGAUAGCAGUCUUACACCGCCUAUAACAAGCGACGAAACUAAAACGUUGGCAACAAAACUGUCAACAGUAACUACAAAUACUCCCACUCUAACGGAAGUUGAAACAGGCGCGCAACAUAAAUGUCAAACGACGAUUGCGCUGCCUAAUACCAAAACUGAAAGUAAUUAUGGCGCUGAAAAUGAAGUUCUGAGUGGCGGUAGAAGUAGCGUAGAUUUAAACGCAUACAACAACCAAAGCACUCAGAGUGAUUAUGGCAGCACACGUAGCAACACCACCAACAGUAAUGAAACGCCAAGCGCUGUCAGUGUUGCCAUAGCACAAACUUUGCAAAUCAAUAACGUAUUAAAGCUUAAUCAAAGCACUAAUAAUGACAAAGAAAUUGCUGCCGCCGUUGAAGUUGUUUAUGAACCGGCUGAGAUUGAAAGCAUUGCUGCCCCCAACACGUUUGAUUAUGAUGAUGCGCCCGAUGAGCAGCAGGACGCUGAGACGUUUGCGACAACUGACAAAGUUUUAGAAAAGGCUUUCGGGGCUAAGAAUAAUGAAGUGGCAAAUGUGACAAAGAGCAAAGCGAGCGCGGCGCACAAAGAUGAAGGCGCAACCUUCAAGGUGGCAAGAAAUAUGCCAUCAAAGACAGUUGAAACAAAAGCGAAUACAAGCGCCGGGCACGCGUCUUUCAUGCUCAAAGCAGACGCGUCUAUGACGACAACACCGCCAUCACCGCGCCCAAUGGUAGCGCCUAAUGGGAGUGGCAUUUAUAUUGAUUAUGUUGAAGGUGACACGCAGCGACAUGUAAGUGACUUUAGCACCAAGUUUGUUAAGCAAGUAGAAAGGGGAAGGAAAAUUUCAUUUAAAACUGCGACUGAAAUUAAUGAGAUAUCGAUUACACCAACCGCGACGUUUAACGAAAAUAAAGCGCAAAUGCCCGCCGAGUCAGAUGAAGCGCAAAUAGUAGCCUAUAAACCAGUAAAACGCAAUUUACGCGGCCACAAAGCGAACACGCCAGCACAAAGUAAAAAGCUUAGAAAACACAUUGGACGCCCGCUGCGCGCACCUGACCAUGUCUUGCCGGCAGCGAUAACGCAGAUAGUUGAUGCGAUUAUUGAUGAUGAUAAUCAAAUUGACAGCCCACCAGUGAUGGCAGCGCGAAAUGAUGAAGUGGCUGUGGAAAUUCAAGAAAAAGUGGUUGCAAAUAACGAAAGCGAAGACGCUACGCAAGUUGACAAAAACAUAGCCACAAAUGAUGGCAAUAAAAUAGGCGUCCAAGCGGAGAAAAAAACAGACAAUGUGCGCUAUGCAGGCGCACAAGAAACUACUACGCGCAACGACAUAUCUGCAGAUUUUGAAGAUGCAAAUGAUUUUCAAAUCAAUCGCCAUAAUGGCGCGGCAAAUGAUGCGUUGAGUGAUAGUGAAAGCGAUGCUGCCAAAGCGGCAACUGAUGAUAACAAUAAUGAGCGUGAUUUAGUUGACAGCUAUGAUGAUGUUGACGACUCCACGCGAACGGAGUCGCCGUUGGCCGCAGCCACGUCAAAUGUCAUAAAAAUUGAUAAAUCCAAAACGAAUGAGCAAAAACAGCAAAGUGGAUAUGUUGAAGGAACAGAAACAAGAGACUUGCAGCAGCAAGAAAUUGCGGCAUAUGAAAAUCCGGCUAACGAAAGCGUAUUGCAAAUUAAGCUAAACGAAAGUCAAAUACAAAAUGAACGCCCAACAACGUUCAAGCAAAAUAAAGCAGUUGUAAGUGUGGCUGCUGGUGCUGAUGUUGAUAAUGUUGAGACAGCCACAAACACAAACACAACCCCAACCCAACAAGGAAUAACAACUGAUGAACGACAAACGAUGGAGAUAAAUGAGCGCGUGUCAGUGGCAAGAAAAUCUGCUAGUAAAAGGGGCAAGCAUUUGAUAGCGAAAGACGCAACCGAGCGACGAAAAAGUGAUAGAGUGAUUUUUGGAAUAGAAGACGGAAAAGCAGAGGAAGAGCAGCAGCAUUUGCUUGAAGGCGAACAUUACGUAGAAACUGCUGCAGCAGUUGAAGAGCAAGUGAAUGCUGAAGCGCCAGUGACAGAAACAGAAACAGGAACAGAAACAGAAACAGGCAUCUCACAAAUGACCGGCAAGCAAGCAAAGGAAACAGGCGCCACACAAGCCGCAGCAGUGAGUACAGAAAAAGCUGCUGCCAGUAAGGAAAAAGAGGCAGCAGCUGAAGAUAAAGAUGAAGCCGAAGCUGAAACGGCAGCUUCAACAACAAUAACCCAUUUAAGCCAAACAAAAACUGCGUCAACAGCUGUUGAUGAAGGGAGCUUUGAAGAUGAGCUGAUGCUUAAUGACGGUUUAAUGCCGCCACAACACAGGGCAUUUGCACACACACACAAUGGCAUUGGCGUUAUAAAUACUCAAACAAAUACUUAUACAAAUACACAUGUACGCACAAACGAAAACAACAACAUAAAUAUGAACUUCAAUUCAAAUUUAAAUUCCAAUGCUCAGGCUAAUGACUACCAACCGCUCAAUGUGGAACCCAAUGCGGACGACAUCGAUAUCAUUAAGCUGGAGGACACACACUCAAGCGAAGAUGAAGUCUACAAAACUAUCGAGGGUAACGCGAGCGCGCGUGAAAAGGCGAAAUACAUCUAUAGUAAGCGAAAGGUGAUAGUCACAAGCCGGCCACCGCUCAAGCACCCAUCGAAUGCCGAAAAUGAAAUACUCAAAAAUGAUGAAAUCGGCGCCGCCGACACACCCCACAAUUACUCGUAUGUCGACAAACUGCCACCCUUUCCGCUCAAAGCGCCCAUAGUGAGUGAAUCAUACGAUCCGCCAAGCAAGCAUAUACUCGUCAAUGUGACAAUAGCAACCGAAGGUGAUAGUAACUCGGUUUACACACUGCAUGUGGCAGUGCCACUGGGUGGACAGUCACACGAUUUGCAAGAAGUACUUACGCACGAGCGCUUGCAGAGUAAUGAUGAUCAUGAUCACGCGAGUGAUGUACAACAGAAGCGCAAGAGCGUGCAUUCUGCGGAGUAUGCAGCGCCUACGAUCAGUCCCUACUGCAUACCUGAACCACCGCCACCCAUACCGGAGUGUCCCUGCAAAUGCGGCGAUUUCUUAAUGGCCACAGAAGCGGCUGCAGCUGAAGAUAGCGAAUAUGCUGAGGUUGACUCUGUUAGCGUGGAUGCCCCUAAAAUCUUUUCCACUGCUAGUGCGACCACUGCCGCAACGACCACAACUGCUCCUUGCACUACCACCAUCAACUCCAUUCAUCCACCAUCCUUACAAGUCACUGCAACAGCAGCUAUGCUAACUAAUACUGUUAAUGCCACUGAUGAUUCUACCACUGCAACAACUACUACUUCAUUCACUACUAAUUUGCUUGGUGUUGAUGUGGCGCAUGCCGCUUCUCAUAUUGAUGAUCAGAUUGUUGUUGGUGAUGGCAACAAAAUUACAUGUCCUGAUGUUAUGCCUAUUCUGAUACUUGAAGGCGCACGUACCUUCCCGGCACGUAGUUUCCCACCUGAUGGCACCACCUUUGGACAAAUCACUUUGGGACAGAAGCUGACUAAGGAGAUUCAACCGUACAGUUAUUGGAAUAUGCAAUUCUAUCAAUCAGAACCGGCUUAUGUGAAAUUCGAUUACACCAUACCGCGUGGCGCUUCGAUUGGGGUUUAUGGCAGACGUAACGCUUUACCGACGCAUACACAGUAUCACUUCAAGGAAGUGCUGAGUGGAUUUAGCGCGAGCACAAGGACAACGCGAGCGGCACACUUAUCGAUAACACGCGAGGUCACACGCUACAUGGAACCCGGUCAUUGGUUCGUCUCGCUGUACAACGACGAUGGUGAUGCGCAAGAGGUCACCUUCUAUGCCGCCAUCGCCGAGGAUAUGACACAGAAUUGCCCGAAUGGCUGCUCCGGCAAUGGACAGUGCCUGCUGGGCCAUUGUCAAUGCAAUCCCGGCUUUGGUGGCGACGACUGCAGCGAGAGCGUAUGCCCAGUGCUGUGCUCACAACAUGGCGAAUACAUCAAUGGUGAAUGUAUUUGCAAUCCGGGUUGGAAGGGUAAAGAGUGUUCGUUGCGUCACGACGAGUGCGAAGUGGCCGAUUGUAAUGGGCAUGGCCACUGCGUGAGCGGCAAGUGCCAGUGCAUGCGCGGCUACAAGGGCAAAUUCUGUGAGGAAGUUGACUGUCCACAUCCGAACUGCUCGGGGCAUGGCUUCUGCGCGGAUGGCACUUGCAUUUGCAAGAAGGGUUGGAAGGGAACCGAUUGCGCCACCAUGGAUCAAGAUGCGCUUCAGUGUCUGCCUGACUGCUCUGGCCAUGGCACUUUCGAUUUGGACACGCAGACAUGCACCUGUGAGCCGAAAUGGAGCGGGGAUGAUUGCUCGAAAGAGCUUUGCGACUUGGAUUGUGGGCAACAUGGUCGCUGUGUUGGUGAUGCCUGCACUUGCGAUCCCGAUUGGGGUGGCGAAUAUUGCAAUACCAAGCUGUGCGAUACGCGUUGCAAUGAGCAUGGCCAGUGCAAGAAUGGCACCUGCUUGUGCGUGACCGGUUGGAAUGGCAAACACUGUACGAUCGAGGGCUGUCCAAAUGGCUGCUCGGCGCAUGGCCAGUGUCGUGUGAGCGGUGAAGGACAAUGGGAGUGUCGCUGUUACGAGGGCUGGGAUGGCCCCGACUGUGGCAUUGCACUCGAGCUGAACUGUGGCGAUAGCAAGGACAAUGACAAGGAUGGUCUUGUCGAUUGUGAGGAUCCCGAGUGUUGUGCCAGCCAUGUCUGCAAGACGUCGCAACUCUGCGUGUCUGCGCCCAAACCGAUUGAUGUAUUGCUGCGUAAGCAACCGCCCGCCAUUACAGCGUCCUUCUUCGAACGCAUGAAAUUCCUAAUUGAUGAGAGCAGCUUACAAAAUUAUGCGAAACUCGAAACGUUCAAUGAAAGCAUUUUUUGGAAUUAUUUCAAUGCAAGCCGUUCGGCCGUUAUACGCGGUCGCGUCGUCACUUCACUUGGCAUGGGUUUAGUGGGUGUGCGCGUUUCCACCACCACACUCCUCGAAGGCUUCACGCUCACCCGCGAUGAUGGUUGGUUUGAUUUGAUGGUCAAUGGCGGCGGCGCUGUAACGCUACAAUUUGGACGCUCGCCCUUCCGGCCACAGUCACGCAUUGUACAAGUGCCGUGGAAUGAAGUGAUCAUCAUUGAUGUGGUGGUCAUGUCGAUGUCAGAAGAGAAAAAUUUGGUACCCAUACCACACACCUGUUUCUCACACGACUACGAUAUUAUGAAACCUGUCGUGUUGGCUUCAUGGAAGCAUGGUUUUCAAGGUGCUUGCCCUGAUCGCUCAGCUAUCUUGGCCGAAUCGCAGGUUAUACAAGAAUCUUUGCAGAUUCCUGGAACAGGUUUGAAUUUAGUUUAUCACUCUUCGCGUGCCGCCGGCUAUCUCUCGACAAUAAAGCUGCAACUGACGCCCGAAACUAUACCCGAUACACUGCAUCUGAUCCAUCUGCGCAUAACCAUUGAGGGUAUAUUAUUCGAGCGAGUUUUUGAAGCUGAUCCGGGAAUUAAAUUCACUUAUGCUUGGAAUCGUUUGAAUAUCUAUCGUCAGCGUGUUUACGGUGUUACCACGGCUGUCGUUAAUGUGGGCUAUCAAUACACCGACUGUAAGGACAUCAUCUGGGAUAUACAGACCACCAAGUUAUCUGGACACGACAUGUCCAUUUCGGAGGUGGGUGGUUGGAAUCUUGACAUUCAUCACCGUUACAACUUCCACGAGGGCAUACUACAGAAAGGCGAUGGCUCCAAUAUUUACUUGAAAAAUAAGCCACGCGUCAUACUCACCACCAUGGGCGAUGGCCAUCAGCGUCCACUGGAAUGUAAUGAUUGUGAAGGUUUGGCUUACAAGCAGCGUUUACUUGCGCCGGUUGCUUUGGCCUCCUCACCCGAUGGCAGUUUGUACGUCGGUGACUUCAACUACAUACGGCGUAUUAUGACGGAUGGUACCAUACGCACGGUCGUCAAGUUGAACGCCACACGCGUCUCUUAUCGCUAUCACAUGGCACUUAGUCCUCUCGAUGGCACACUCUAUAUAUCCGAUCCAGAAUCUCAUCAAAUCAUACGCGUACGUGAUACCAAUGAUUAUUCGCAACCCGAAAAGAACUGGGAACCCAUUGUCGGCUCGGGUGAACGUUGUCUGCCGGGCGAUGAGGCGCAUUGCGGCGAUGGUGCGUUGGCUAAGGAUGCGAAGCUGGCUUAUCCCAAAGGCAUCGCCAUUUCUAGCGACAACAUACUCUACUUCGCCGAUGGCACAAACAUACGUAUGGUGGACCGUGAUGGUAUAGUCACCACUCUAAUUGGCAAUCACAUGCAUAAGUCUCACUGGAAACCCAUACCAUGUGAGGGCACACUGAAACUGGAAGAGAUGCAUUUGCGUUGGCCUACUGAACUUGCCGUGAGUCCGUUAGACAACACAUUGCACAUUAUCGACGAUCAUAUGAUCUUACGCAUGACACCCGAUGGUCGUGUGCGCGUCAUCUCCGGACGUCCGCUUCACUGCGCCACCACUUCAACCGUCUACGACUCUGAUUUGGCUACGCACGCUACACUUGUAAUGCCUCAGUCGAUAUCGUUCGGUCCGAUGGGUGAAUUGUAUGUUGCAGAGAGCGACUCGCAGCGCAUCAAUCGUGUCCGCGUCAUUGGCACAGAUGGGCGUAUUGCUCCUUUCGCAGGCGCCGAAUCAAAAUGCAAUUGCUUGGAACGCGGCUGCGACUGCUUCGAGGCGGACCACUUCCUUGCGACAAGCGCCAAGUUCAAUACAAUCGCUGCGCUCUCCGUUACACCUGACGGGCAUGUUCAUAUCGCCGAUCAAGCAAAUUAUCGCAUCCGCUCAGUUAUGUCUAGCAUUCCUGAGGCGAGCACAUCCCGCGAAUAUGAGAUUUAUGCACCAGAUAUGCAAGAAAUUUACAUCUUCAACCGCUUCGGACAACACGUCUCGACAAAGAACAUCUUAACUGGAGAGACAACCUAUGUCUUCACAUACAAUGUCAACACUUCGAAUGGCAAACUAAGCACUGUAACCGAUGCGGCCGGCAAUAAGGUAUUCCUGUUACGCGACUACACCUCGCAAGUGAACUCCAUCGAAAAUACCAAGGGGCAGAAAUGCCGACUGCGCAUGACGCGCAUGAAGAUGCUACAUGAACUGAGUACACCAGACAACUACAACGUAACCUUCGAGUAUCAUGGUCCUACUGGUUUGCUAAAGACUAAACUUGAUUCUACUGGACGCUCCUACGUCUACAACUAUGAUGAAUUCGGGCGUCUGACUUCUGCUGUCACACCCACUGGCCGCGUUAUUGAUUUAGUCUUCGAUCUGAGCGUUAAAGGCGCACAGGUAAAGAUAUCCGAGAAUGCGCAGAAAGAACAAUCGAUGCUCAUACAGGGCUCGACAGUCAUGGUACGCAAUGGUGCCGCCGAAUCAAAGACCUCAGUGGAAAUGGACGGGUCAAUGACAAGUCUGACACCAUGGGGCCACACUGUGCAGAUGGAAGUGGUACCCUAUGCUAUACUGGCAGAAAUCAACCCAGUCGUUGGCGAAAGCUAUCCAGUGCCCGCCAAGCAACGAACCGAAAUCGCUGGAGAUCUGGCUAAUCGUUUUGAGUGGCGCUACUUUGUGCGCCGCAGGCAACAGGGCAAACAAGGCAAAGGUCCACGUCCAGUCUCACAAGUUGGGCGCAAACUUCGUGUCAAUGGCGACAAUGUGCUAACGCUAGAAUAUGACCGCGACACGCAAUCAGUAGUGGUGCUCGUAGAUGAUAAGCAGGAACUUUUGAACGUAACUUAUGACCGUACUGCACGCCCCGUCAGUUUCCGACCACAAUCAGGCGACUACGCUGAUGUCGACCUAGAAUACGAUCGCUUUGGACGUUUGGUUAGCUGGAAGUGGGGUGUGCUGCAAGAAGCAUACACCUUCGAUCGCAAUGGACGCUUAAAUGAAAUUAAGUACGGUGAUGGCUCAUCUAUGGUAUACGCCUUCAAAGACAUGUUCGGCUCACUGCCAUUGAAAGUUACUACUCCAAGACGAUCUGACUAUCUGUUGCAGUAUGAUGAUGCUGGCGCACUACAAAGCUUAACAACGCCACGUGGCCACAUACAUUCUUUCUCUCUACAAACCUCCUUGGGCUUCUUCAAGUAUCAAUACUUUUCGCCGAUUAAUCGCCAUCCUUUCGAAAUACUAUACAACGAUGAGGGUCAAAUACUAGCCAAAAUACAUCCACACCAAUCGGGCAAAGUGGCGUUCGUACAUGAUUCCGCUGGCCGAUUGGAGACAAUUUUAGCGGGGCUUUCAAGCACGCAUUACUCUUAUCAAGAUACCACGAGCCUCAUUAAGUCAGUUGAAGUGCAGGAACCUGGGUUUGAGCUGCGUCGGGAGUUUAAGUAUCACGCGGGUAUUCUAAAGGACGAAAAGGUACGCUUUGGUUCGAAGAACUCAUUGGCCUCUGCGCACUACAAAUACUCGUAUGAUGGUAAUGCACGGUUAAGCGGUAUUGAGAUGUCUAUUGAUGAUAAAGAAGUGCCCACUGCGCGCUACAAGUACAGCCAAAAUCUGGGCCAACUUGAAGUGGUACAAGAUCUCAAGAUUACGCGGAAUGCCUUCAAUCGAACUGUAAUUCAAGAUUCCGCUAAACAAUUCUUUACCAUCAUUGACUACGAUCAGCAUGGUCGCGCGAAGAGCGUGCUAAUGAAUAUUAAGAGUUUCGAUGUCUUCCGCCUCGAAUUAGACUAUGACGUACGUAAUCGUAUCAAGUCACAAAAAACGACUUUGGGACGUUCUACAUCAUUCGACAAAAUCAAUUACAAUGCUGAUGGGCAUGUAAUUGAAGUGCUCGGCACUAACAACUGGAAGUACCUAUUCGAUGAGAACGGCAACACCGUAGGUAUUGUAGACCAAGGCGAAAAAAUUAAUCUCGGCUACGACAUUGGCGAUCGCGUCAUUCAAGUGGGUGAAAUAGAGUUUAACAACUAUGAUGCACGUGGUUUUGUCGUGCGACGUGGGGAGCAGAAGUACCGUUACAACAAUCGCGGUCAACUUAUACAUGCGUUUGAAAGAGAUCGCUUCCAAUCGUGGUACUACUAUGACGACCGCAGCCGUUUGAUCGCUUGGCACGACAGCAAGGGCAAUGUGACACAAUAUUAUUAUGCCAAUCCCAAGACACCGAAAUUGUUGACACAUGUACACUUUCCUAAAAUAGGAAAGACAUUGCGUUUCUUCUACGACGACCGCGAUAUGUUGAUUGCAGUGGAAAAUGGCGAUCAGCGUUACUAUGUGGCCACUGAUCAAAAUGGCUCACCACUAGCGUUCUUCGACCCAAAUGGCAGUAUCAUCAAGGAUGUGAGACGCACGCCGUUUGGCCGUACUAUUAAGGACACUAAUCCAGAUUUCUUUAUACCUAUCGAUUUCCAUGGAGGCUUGCUUGAUCCCAAUACGAAGCUGGUAUACACCGAAGGACGACACUACGAUCCUACAGUUGGUCAAUGGAUGACACCUAAAUGGGAAACGCUUGCCACUAAAAUGUCCAAUCCAACUGAUGUCUUCAUCUAUCGCUACCACAACAACGAUCCUGUCAAUCCCAGCAAACCACCGAACUACAUGAUCGACUUAGAGUCAUGGUUGCAACUCUUUGGCUAUGACUUGCGCAAUAUGCAGAGCUCGAAGUACACCAAGGACGCCCAAUACGUGCCACAAGUCUCCAUCAAAUCGAACAUGCUAGCACCCGAAUUUGGCGUAAUUUCUGGUUUGGAGUGCAUAGUCGAGAAGACCAACGAGAAAUUUAGUGAUUUCGAUUUCGUGCCCAAACCACUGCUGAAGAUGGAACCAAAGAUGCGCAAUCUGCUGCCACGUAUUAGCUACCGACGUGGUGUCUUCGGCGAAGGUGUACUGCUCUCGCGCAUUGGCGGGCGCGCUUUAGUGAGCGUCGUCGAUGGCUCCAAUAGUGUGGUGCAAGAUGUGGUCUCAUCUGUCUUCAACAAUUCCUACUUCCUCGAUCUGCACUUCAGUAUACACGAUCAGGAUGUCUUCUACUUUGUAAAAGACAAUGUACUCAAGCUCCGUGAUGACAACGAAGAACUGCGACGACUCGGUGGCAUGUUCAACAUAUCAACACACGAAGUUACCGAUCAUGGCGGCGCCGCGGCGAAGGAACUACGACUGCACGGUCCCGAUGCAGUAGUGAUCAUUAAGUACGGGGUCGAUCCCGAUCAGGAGCGACAUCGCAUUCUCAAGCACGCACACAAGCGAGCUGUCGAACGUGCGUGGGAGCUGGAAAAGCAGCUGGUAGCUGCUGGCUUCCAGGGACGUGGUGACUGGACCGAAGAAGAGAAGGAGGAGCUAGUGUCGCACGGUGAUGUAGACGGCUGGAUAGGCAUCGAUAUACAUAGCAUACAUAAGUACCCACAGUUGGCAGAUGAUCCAGGCAAUGUGGCGUUCCAACGCGAUGCAAAACGUAAGCGAAGAAAGAUCGGAAACGGUCAUCGUACAGCAAAAGCGCGCCGACAACAAUUAAGAGUAAUGGACUUGAGUGCGUGAGUAGGCGAAACAAGUGAAGAGAGUAAAAAAAUUAGUGAAGACACAACUGUGACAGGAAUGAGUAUUGCUGCUAAGAGCGAGAAAUUGGUAGAUGAUGUGGGCGAGUACAUGCAACAUUUUGGUGAAGACUACACUAUGCAGGGAGG